This is a messenger RNA of Plutella xylostella (diamondback moth), 827 nucleotides long. RefSeq lists its product as uncharacterized. NCBI's taxonomy places the organism in Eukaryota, Metazoa, Arthropoda, Insecta, Lepidoptera, Plutellidae. The record is from RefSeq and is a predicted model, not a curated record. Gene Ontology annotation, biological process: sleep; positive regulation of voltage-gated potassium channel activity; regulation of synaptic transmission, cholinergic.
ACGCCGGUCCAAUUGUCGUCUUCCUUUCUAACUAAACGAGCGAGAUCCUUUGAAUACCGGUCCCACGGUAUCUAUACUAAUCAUCUAGUUUAUUGUUCACUAAUAGUGUCAAAUCUGUGCCUGUAUCCUUGUGAUCCGUAUUGAAAUCAGCUGGAUACAUACUAAAAUAUAGUUUAUCUACAUUUGUGAAGUUAAAGGUCAACAGAUCAAUCGGGACAGGGGUGGCCUGGCCAACAGUGUUUAAACUGGAGAGCACUUGAAUUUUCUGAUUGCAUAAUGUGAGUUGGGAGAAUAGGGAGUGGGUUUGGGGCAGUGAGUGUAGUCACCAGUGUGGAGUGAGGAGAGAUGGCGUCCUGCUGGCUGGUUUGGCUCACGAUGCUUGGCUUCGUAGCACAGGGCUUGGCAAUAAUGUGCUACGAGUGCAACAGUGCAACCAACUCUUAUUGUGCUGAGAAAAUACUUCCGGAUAAUCUGAAGAGAAAUUGCUCUGAGCGAGAUAGGGGAGACAUAGUCCACACUCUGUGCCGCAAGAUCACGCAGCAUGUGGACGUGGAGGUGGAGGGGCAGCGGCCGGGGGCGCGCGUCGUGCGCACCUGCGGCUGGGACGACUCCAAGUAUAAGAGCUCGUGCUACCACCGCUCCGGCUUCGGCAGCCGGCACGAGGUGUGCGCGUGCGCGGCGGACCUAUGCAACUCCGCGCCCGCCGCCGCCGCCGGCGCCACCGUCGCGCUCGCCGCCGCCGCCAUCUUGAAGUUGGGAUGAUUUCCGUUUAGAUUCUGUGAUUGCUAUAUGUUUGAGUUUAAAUGUAAAGAACAUAAAAUUACAUU